AUGACCGGCGCGGGCAGCAUGGCGGGCGGGCUGCUGAUGUGGUUGUGGCUGUGGCUGCUGGCGGGGCCCGGCGGCGCCGUGUGGCCGCAGCCGCAGGACGUGCGCGUGUGGCCGGGCAGCAGCUCCCGCCUCGUGCCCGGUCGCUUCCGCUUCGGCUAUGCGCGCGACUCGGCAGUGGGGCCGGGCUGCACCGUGCUGGACCAGGCUUUCCUGCGCUACUGGCGCCUGCUCUUCGCCGCCCAGCGCCGCCCGCCAGAGUAUGAGCAACUGUGGGAGACUUCCUGCAAUGAGCUGCUGGUCUGUGUCACCAAGCCGGGAUGCGAAGACUAUCCCAACAUGGAUUCCGAGGAGAGCUAUAAGCUGUCCAUUUCGGAGGACUCCUUCCUGCUGACUGCGGACUCUGUGUGGGGAGCGCUCAGAGGCCUGGAGACCUUCAGCCAGCUCAUUGGACGGGCUGAAGAUGGCACAUACUAUGUCAAUAAGACUGACAUUGUGGACUUUCCCCGCUUCCGUUAUCGAGGCUUGCUGCUGGACACCUCUCGCCACUAUCUGCCUGUGGAAGCUAUCCUGGAGACACUGGAUGUCAUGGCUUACAACAAAUUAAAUGUAUUUCACUGGCACAUCGUGGAUGACCCCUCCUUCCCAUAUGAGAGUGCAACUUUCCCAGAGCUCAGUGAAAAGGGGGCCUACAAUCCCAUCACCCAUGUGUAUACACCGAAUGAUGUGAAGCUGGUGAUUGAACAUGCUCGGCUUCGGGGGAUCAGAGUGAUACCUGAGUUUGACACGCCUGGCCACACUCUAUCUUGGGGGCCAGGUGCUCCUGGCUUGCUGACUCCCUGCUACAUAGGCUCAAAACCCUCUGGGGCCUACGGGCCUGUGAACCCCAUCCUCAACAGCACCUACCAGUUCAUGGCCGUGCUCUUUAGGGAGGUCAGCACCGUGUUUCCAGACUUCUACCUUCACCUUGGUGGUGACGAGGUUGAAUUUACCUGCUGGAGGUCAAAUCCUGAAAUCCACUCCUUCAUGAAGCAGAUGGGGUUUGGCCAAGACUACACUAAAUUGGAAUCUUUCUAUAUUCAGAGGCUGCUUGAUAUUGUCUCCUCCUAUGGCAAGGGCUAUGUGGUGUGGCAGGAGGUGUUUGAUAACGGCGUGAAGGUGAAGCCAGACACUAUCAUCCAUGUGUGGAAGGAAAGUGCUGUGCCAUACCAGCACAAGAUGGCUCAGGUCACCAAAGCUGGCUACAGGGCUCUGCUCUCAGCUCCCUGGUAUCUCAACCGCAUCUCAUAUGGGCAGGACUGGCUGGCAGCCUACAAGGUGGAGCCUUUGCAGUUUGCAGGGACCUCUGAGCAGAAGGCCCUGGUGAUUGGUGGAGAGGCCUGCAUGUGGGGCGAAUAUGUGGAUGUAACUAACCUGACCCCUCGACUCUGGCCGAGAGCCGGGGCUGUAGCUGAGAGACUGUGGAGCAAUGAGACAGUGGGAGAUCUGCAGGAUGCAUAUUACCGGCUGGCAGACUUUCGCUGCAAGCUACUCAGGCGUGGCAUCAAGGCUGAGCCCCUCUUUGUAGGUUACUGUGAUCACGAAUACAGCGGGUCCUGAGUGGAGGGCACUGCAUUCCCUGCUGCAUUGUCCCAAGUGCACUAAUCUCUAAGGAAAUAUGCUGGCCUCUAUAUGUGAGAGGGAAUCCCUGUUGCUCUUGUUCUGCUGCAGUGAGCUGAUGUAGAUGCACUUUGCCUCUUUUAUUUCUGGUUUUUUUACACUUUAAAUAUUUUAAAGAAUAAGUUCAAAAAGGGAAGAUGCCUUCUCAUCCUCUGCCUGGGCUGUGGCAGGCUUUGUAAGGGAGCUUCUCUGUCUCCCAUUGUCAGAGUAUCUCUUUGGGAUCAACUUUGUCAUGGCAGCAGGAUUUCACAGGACUCGGUCUGCAGAAAGGUAAUUUCCUGGCCACUAGAGGACAAGCCCUGGCUGGGUCUGAAGUGCUGGCUGCUGACACCUUACCUUUUUGGUAGUCCAAGUGAGUGCCUUUUGCUGUGGAGGCUAGAGGACAUAUAUGUGUGGUGCUGCUUGAGGUACUUUUUAUGUCCUCUUCUCCUUAACCAGUUUAGAAGGUCCUGCAGACUGCCCUGCCUCUGCCAUUACUAGUGACUUAGAACAGCUCCCUUCUUCUCUACCUCCAUGGUUCCCUACCCCUAGAAGCAGAGGCCUCAGCUGAGGGUUUGGGAGCUGCUGCCUGACAUAACAACAGCACCAUAAGCAGCCAAGUAGCUAGCCUGUCUUGGCUUGUAUGUGCUUAGCUCUGGAUGUACAUACUUAGCUCUGUUAUUAGUGACUGAUCUAUAUCUGUAGCUCAAACUUAGUCUUUCUGUGGGGAGGGGAAAAGGGUCUGACCCGAUGAGUAUGGUGACACUGUGGGGGAGGUAUGGCAUCUAUAGUCCUAGGGUUGCUCAAGGUAAAUCACAAGCAACUAGGUUUUGGUUUUUUUAAUCAUGGUCACCUAACUCACAAGAACAUAGGAUUUGAAGGUGGUUUCUGGGUUUUUUAGUCCAGUCCCCUGUGUUAGCAUCAUACUAUACACAUGCUGGACUGUGGGUUUACCACAUGACAAAAACCCACCUAUUCCCCCUAGGGAAGCCCCACCAUAGAAGUGCAGGAGAGAACAUUACACUAAUGUGUAAACCAGAAGUGUCAGGCAGCAACUGCCAGGCUGUUCCCUCCUGUCCUUGCUCAGUUCUUUUUAUUUUCUUGUAAAGGUCCUGCCUGCAUCCUUGGAGUCUCCUUUUCUUACUAUUAUCUUUCACGCUAUGUGGCUCCACAGUUGCAGGGUUGGAGCCCUGGACUUGUAAACCGGGGGUUGUGAGUCCAAAUGUCACUGGUGCAUAUGUCCCUUAAAGUCCCUUCCAGCUCCACAGUGCUACUGAAUAGCAAACUCUGUGUUUGUGUGGGGGUUUAGACUAGAUGACCCUCAAGGCCCUGUGAUUUCUGGGGCCCUUGCCGUGGGCUCUACUGCCCCCUGUUAGCCACUAGAAUGGCACCGUGAGAUCGUCAUUUGUGAGAUCAUCAUCCACAUUUCCUUCUCAUAGGAAGCUCUCAGUCCUGUGAAUAUUAAAAGUCCUGUCUGAAUCAGUCAGUGUGCUCAGGAGGUGUGUGCCACUGUCACUCCCUCCCUCCACCACACAGGACUUGACCAAUUUCUCCAGUCUCCCAGGGUUAAAUUCUCAGCAGGGAGACUGAGAUCUGAUUUCCUCCUCCAUUCUUUGCUUGAAUUUCAUUUUGAACACCUCAUGCAGAGUACAUGGAUAAUACUCCAUAAAUGAGUCUAAACGUCAGUGCUUGCGGAUGUUUAGCUCUCUCUACUGGGUUGGAUACCUUGGGGAGACUCCUGUGGCCAGGCAGAGACAUACUGCUAUGGAACAUCGCACACGUACAUGGGUAUCAGCCUUAAAUGAGAGAUUUCUAUGCGGCUUGUUCUGUGGUUGCCAACUUUUGGGUAUUGUUAUACUUUACAUUAAAAAGACUACAGAGGCA
Molecule: messenger RNA, 3519 nt
Organism: Gavialis gangeticus (Gharial)
Lineage: Eukaryota; Metazoa; Chordata; Crocodylia; Gavialidae
Gene: HEXA
Product: hexosaminidase subunit alpha
Exons: 14
Coding region: 1-1596 (531 amino acids)
Biological process (GO): ganglioside catabolic process; glycosaminoglycan metabolic process; carbohydrate metabolic process
Cellular component (GO): membrane
Molecular function (GO): beta-N-acetylhexosaminidase activity
Source: RefSeq, a predicted model, not a curated record